Xenia sp. Carnegie-2017 is the source of this 1494-nucleotide messenger RNA. Its product is annotated as glycogenin-1-like. The record is from RefSeq and is a predicted model, not a curated record. Gene Ontology annotation, cellular component: cytoplasm. The transcript has 16 exons. Gene Ontology annotation, molecular function: glycosyltransferase activity. The coding region runs from base 246 to 1400 and encodes 384 amino acids. Lineage: Eukaryota; Metazoa; Cnidaria; Anthozoa; Malacalcyonacea; Xeniidae.
UGUUAUUUAAACGAUAAUUUGUGUUAUUUAAUAUUAAACCUUCAUUUUGUUUAUAUUAGGUAUCCGCUUACAAAUGACGGUAAUCUCAAGCUGUUUGCGUGUUUUGUGUUAGUUCGUGUUUUUUUGUCGACUCGAGUGCUCCUCCUCACUCCUCCAUGAUCAUUUGUUCUGAGCUAUUGUUUUAGAUACUUUACACUUGGUGCACCGAACAAAACAAGAAAGAAUUUGGACGGUUGAUCGCCGGAAUGUUAAAGAGAUGGUUACCGAGCAAAACUUAUUCCUAUAAACGUGUGUUUUUCUACUUCGUUUUCGUCAUUUUCCUCUUCGUCGUUCUUCGUUAUUUACGUGUUUUUGAAGUGUUUAACUAUGGCAUCGCGUACAUGAAAAUCAUCUUGUUUCUAUUGAAGCAAGAUAAUCAACAUUAUUACGACAUUAUGUUGCAAGAAGCUCAUACCCUUUGGAAUUUGCACGUUUUUCAAAAGAAGUACAUGUCUCAGUGGUGCCAGGACGUUCCCAGCAGAAAUAAUGUCACUUGGCUGAUCACGUUGAACAACGACGAUCUGGCUACUGGUGCUGUUACACUUGGCUAUAUAUUACGGAGAUUUUCAUGUCAAAGAAAGCUUACAGCACUUGUGACAAAAGAUCUCUCAAGGAAAACCCGGAAUGUUCUGGCGAAGGUUGGUUAUAACAUUGUCGAUGUUCAAGGUCUCGAUUGUAACUGGAUGGAUCAAAUGAGAGGAAUUCCUCCAAAAAACACAGGUAUACCUGGUACACAUACUCGCUUUCACGCCUGGAAAAUGGAGCAAUAUGAAAAGAUUAUUUAUGUGGACACAGAUUUUUUACCUCUAGUGAGCAUUGAUGAACUCUUUGACAUCCCAUCGGAGUUUUCGGCAGUGUAUCAUCGACAACCUGGAAUUUUCGAUACUUGUUUCAAUGCAGGAAUUCUUGUUUUCAGACCAUCAAAGAAAGUGUACAAAGAAAUCAUCAAAACGUGGAAGGAGAUGACUGAUGCCAUCGGGUGUCCUCACGAUCAGAGAGUGUUGUGGUAUUAUUUUGCUUUUCAAGGACGAUGGAAUCCGCUACCUUAUGCCUACAAUGUUUGGCGACUUUCUUUCUAUCCUUUGAAGGGCAUUUGGAGUCCUCUUGUUCGAUCCUACAAAGUCGAUGAAAGCUUAUACUAUCCAAUGAAAGCGUAUCAUUUUGCUGGAUUUGGUGUAAUACGCAAGCCGUGGGAAGUUAAGAAGCGACCAUCAAGAAAAGAAGCGGCGAUGUUUUCAGGACCCCUUUUAAAACGUGAGGAUACCAUCUCAUUAUGGUGGCAAAUGUUCUACGAAGCUAUUGAUGUAUUUGGUCUUGAUGAUUGGUGGAAAAAGACUAAAGUUUAUCAUAAUACCACCUGAAAUGUGAAAUAUUGUUCGUAAAUAAUAUUUAGCUCGUACAUAUUAUUUUUAUUAGAGUUUAUAUAAUUGCAUAAAUAUAUGAUAGAAACUCAAA